Neodiprion fabricii is the source of this 558-nucleotide messenger RNA. RefSeq names its product peptidyl-tRNA hydrolase 2, mitochondrial. Lineage: Eukaryota; Metazoa; Arthropoda; Insecta; Hymenoptera; Diprionidae. Gene Ontology annotation, molecular function: peptidyl-tRNA hydrolase activity. Bases 1 to 423 code for a protein of 140 amino acids. Gene Ontology annotation, cellular component: cytosol; mitochondrion. The record is from RefSeq and is a predicted model, not a curated record. The transcript has a single exon.
AUGUCGACGAUUCUGAGGAAAUUUAGGUCUAUCAUCGCUGCAGGUCCUCGAGCACUUCCAGUAAACGGUUGCAAAAUGGCUAUUAUAGUCCGAUCUGACAUUGCCAUGUCCAGAGGAAAAACUGCGUCUCAAUGCGCUCAUGCUGCAUUGGAGUGUUAUCGUGAAGCUCUGGCAAACCAAAACAAUGAAGCGAUGCUCACGAUGUGGGAAUUGACUGGCCAGCCCAAAAUUGUCCUCAGAGUAUCAAGCCAAACUGAACUUAUGGACUUGGCUCAAAAGGCAAAAACAGACGGUGUUAUUACAGCAAUCAUUAAAGAUGCUGGGAGAACGCAGCUGGCUCCGGGAACAGUGUCAGUUCUUGGGCUCGGGCCAGGUCCUAAAGAAGAUAUAGACCGAUUAACUUCUAGCUUGAAAUUACUAUGAUUAAAGUCUUAUUUUGUUUAAAUUUUGACCGACUCAUAGUUUACUUCUAACUCAAACCUAAAAAUUUGCCACUGCAUGUGUACAUGUAUACUGCGUUCGCACAGUACAAUAAACAUGUUAGUACUAUUGUUAUUA